AUGGGUUUUGUCACAAGAAGAUGGUUCUACCUACCACUGGGCUGCAUGAUGCUAAUCAACCUGAUUAAUGCUGAUUUUGAAUUUCAAAAGGGGGUGCUUGCUAGCAUCAGCCCAGGCAUCACAAAAGAUAUUGAUUUCCAGUGUUGGAAUGCUUGCUCUUUGACCAUGAUAGAUCUCAAGGAACUCAAGAUACAGCACAAUGUGGAUGUUUUCUGGAAUUUCAUGUUGUUCUUGCAAAAAUCCCAGCGGCCUAGACAUUAUAAUGUCUUCUUAAGUAUAGCUCAGGAUUUCUGGGACAUGUAUGUAGACUGCUUGCUUUCACGAUCUCAUGGAAUGGGCAGAAGACAGGUGAUGCCUCCCAAGUAUGAUUUUCCACAGAAGAUAACAGGAGGUAAUUUAAAUGUGUAUUUAAGAGAACAGCAGUUUAGUGUUCUUAAAAAUUAA
This is a messenger RNA of Neomonachus schauinslandi (Hawaiian monk seal), 444 nucleotides long. It is a transcript of the gene FAM237B, whose product is annotated as family with sequence similarity 237 member B. The coding region runs from base 1 to 444 and encodes 147 amino acids. The transcript has a single exon. NCBI's taxonomy places the organism in Eukaryota, Metazoa, Chordata, Mammalia, Carnivora, Phocidae. The record is from RefSeq and is a predicted model, not a curated record.